Molecule: messenger RNA, 897 nt
Organism: Erigeron canadensis
Lineage: Eukaryota; Viridiplantae; Streptophyta; Magnoliopsida; Asterales; Asteraceae
Product: putative F-box/LRR-repeat protein 23
Exons: 2
Coding region: 1-897 (298 amino acids)
Molecular function (GO): protein binding
Source: RefSeq, a predicted model, not a curated record
AUGUCAUUGUUUUGGUGUAGUAACAUUUGUUUUUCUUUGUGCCUUGCUAAAGUGACGUCAAAGCCCUCGACAGUGAACUGGUUGGAUCUUCCGUCAGAUGUAAUGGCGAAUAUACUCUCUAGAAUCGGUGUGUUUGACAUACUAGAGAAUGCCCAAAAAGUGUGCACUACUUGGCAUCAAAUCUGUAAGGAGCCCUCUAUGUGGAGGGCUGUUUCAAUGGAUAAUUCACGUCCACCGAGAAGAAAGUCUGUAUGUCGAAAGAUUUUUAAGCAAGUUGUGGAUAGAAGCCAAGGCCAGAUGGUUGAUGUCUCUAUGAAAGCCUUUUGCGAUCAAGACCUUCUUCUGUAUAUUGUUGAUAGAUCCAAACAGCAUAGACGUCUAGAAAUUAUUUAUUCUCUUGGUGAAUUGAAUGAAGUCUGGGGUGAAUGUUUGAAGAAAUUAUCAUCAUUGGAGGAACUCAGCCUUUGUAGAACACACUUCUCGCCUGCAAAUAUUGAAGCUGCUGGCCGCUUCUGUCCCCUGCUAAAAACACUCAAAGUUAAUUAUUAUUAUGUUGGUGAUGAUGAUGAGUUGGCUGCAGCAAUUGGGAAAAACCUACCUGAGUUAAGGCACCUUGAGUUAAUUGGUGACGGGAUAACGGAUGUUGGGUUAGAGGCGAUUCUAGAUGGUUGUCGUCACCUUGAAUCCCUUGACUUGCGUCGGUGUAUCUGGAUUGAUUUUGAAGGGGACCUUGGAAAAAGAUGUUCAGAACAGAUCAAACAUCUAAAGCUUCCUGGUGAUUCUCUUGAACACUAUCAACAUCUUGAAGUGCCGGUUGAAGUUAUUUCUGAGGCUGAGGAUUAUGGUGGUUGUCAAUGUUGUCGAUGUAUGGAAUCUGAUUCUGAUUCUGAUUACUAA